GGAGGGGUCAUUGAUUGGCACCGCCCAGUUCCUGGUUUGGGUCCCAAUUUGACCCAAAGAGUUGUCAGCAAACAUGAAUGGAGAAUGUCCGGAGUCCGGCGGCCCCAGCCCUGUCACCCCGACCGCUACCCAACCCGGCUGCGACUUGACCUUCAAGGUCAUGCUCCUGGGUGACUCCGGCGUGGGCAAAACCUGCUUCCUUAUGCAGUUCCGAGACGGUGCAUUUCUCUCAGGAGCCUUUCUGGCCACAGUUGGCAUUGACUUCAGGUAUAAGAUUGUCACUGUGGAUGGACUAAAGGUGAAAUUACAGAUCUGGGACACAGCCGGACAGGAGCGAUUCCGCAGUGUGACGCACGCCUACUACAGGGAUGCGCAGGCCCUUCUCUUGCUUUAUGAUAUCACAAGCAAAACAUCAUUUGACAACAUUCGGGCCUGGCUCACGGAUAUUCAUGAAUAUGCACAAAAGGAUGUGGUCAUCAUUCUGCUUGGCAAUAAGAAUGAUAUGGAUGCAGCCCGGAUCAUAGAGACUGAGGAUGGGGAGUCUCUGGCAAAGGAAUACGGAGUGCCCUUUAUGGAGACGAGCGCCAAGAGUGGCGUCAAUGUGGAGCUGGCAUUUUUAGCUGUGGCCAAGGAGCUAAAGGAGAGGGCUUCAGUGAAGGAGGAACGCUCAUUUCAGAUCCAUAAUUACAUUGAUUCCAAGAAGAAGAAAGACAACUGCUGUGCCAAUUGACUUGGUGGGGUGUAGUCUAUAAAACAGCACCCGUUUCCCAUCGCUACCAGCACUUUUAGAUCUGGAACAAAGGAGCCACCCCAUUACAUUCUAAUCGCACCCCAUUAAAAGAAUGCACUCAACUCCCACAGGCUCUGCCAAACUCAGGAAGAAAAAGGGAACCCACGUAUCAGGAGGAAGAGACGGACGUCAUUCCCCACAUGAUAAGAACACAUUCCAUAAGCGUGAAGCGCGUUGAUACCCUAAGUAAACACAUGCGCCCGCCUUUGGGGAUCCAUCCAAGUACAGAGAAGCUCUUUGCGCUUUAUGGAAGAAAUGAUGUGCCAAACAGACUUGUUCUCAUGUUAAUCUUCACAAACAGCAGCAUUUGUGUAAGUGCCAAGUUACCCGUUACCCCUUGUUCCUGUGCCACGGUGCCUGCCAGACACAUGUUUACAUUUUGUAGUUUAAAGGGGCAGUUCCUGUUGCCCUUGGAUAUAAUUUUAGCUAAAUGCUGCUGAGAUAUCGGCAUUGACUCUGGAGAAUCUGGAAACAGGAACAGACAAAGAACUUUCUUUGUGCUUUUUUUAUUUUAUUUUAUAACACCAUAAAUAAAUAUGAGAUGCCAUAAAGACGCCAACAUACUGGGAGUGUUUUUCACACUCACAUGCAGACUUGUGAGGCUGUGCGAUCGAUAUGCGGUUACUUUUACAUAAACUAAUUCUGAUUCUGUUUA
Molecule: messenger RNA, 1445 nt
Organism: Xenopus tropicalis (tropical clawed frog)
Lineage: Eukaryota; Metazoa; Chordata; Amphibia; Anura; Pipidae
Gene: rab37
Product: RAB37, member RAS oncogene family
Exons: 9
Coding region: 74-730 (218 amino acids)
Cellular component (GO): membrane
Molecular function (GO): G protein activity; GTP binding; GTPase activity
Source: RefSeq, a predicted model, not a curated record